AUGCAAGAUGACAGUAUCAAGGAUAAGGCACUUGCAAAUAGAGUCAGUCGACUGAUUGUCGACGCAUUCAACAAUCUUUCUGUAAAGUCCGGGAAACCAGGCGUAAGAAGUAAUGGGGUUAAAGAAUGGACAGUUCUUGCAGGCAUCGCUAUGAUCGAAAUAGAUGAAACUGCAAAUUACAAAGUUUCUCCUAUUUGUUUUGCAACAGGAGUUAAAGCUUUACCAGAUAAGGUAAGACAGUAUUCCCAGGGAAGUAUGGUUCAUGACAUGCAUGCAGAAAUAUUGACAUUACGGUUAUUCAAUUGGUACUUAUUGAAAGAAAUGAGUCUUUUGAUUGAAAAUGACCAGUACAGUUCCCAGAUCAUUGAAAAAUGUGAGGAUGAAGCCAAAUUCAGUCUUAGGGAGAAUAUCGAGUUAGCUCUUUAUAUUUCGGAGCCGCCUUGUGGAGAUGCUUCAAUGACUUAUAUUGCCGAUGAGAGAGAACCCUGGCAAGAGACCAAGCCAGAAAAGAGACGUAAAGUAGACAAUGAAGGAACCGUAUUGAGAGGAAGAGCCAAUUUCGAUCAAUUGGGAAAGGUACGAACUAAACCAGGAAGAGCUGACAGUUUGAUCUCUUUAAGUAAAUCGUGCUCCGAUAAACUAUGCAUGAAACAAUUGAUUGGGAUAAACAAUUGCUUUACAAGUUACUUUAUGAAAGAUCCUAUAUUUAUUGAUUACUUGGUUUUGCCUCAAAGUAAAGCGUGUGAACGUGAUUUGACCAGAUGUUUCUAUGAUAGAUUUCAAUCCAAAGACCAUUCAGUCAAGUAUAUGAAACAUAUACGGUGUGAUGACGAUGGUUUUGAGUUUCAAAAGCCCGAAACUUGUCUGUCUAAAGUUGUACCAUCACAAUUAUCGCUUUUACGUGUCAUACCUAAUGGCAACACUCAAGUAUUGAAUAACGGAGUGAAAAAUGGUAGUUUUAUCAAGGGCAAGCCGCCAAAACCUACCGGACAAAGUUUCAUUUGCAAUGAGCAGUUUUAUUUAAUUGCAAAAACAAUUGCUAAUUUAGGUAGCUUUCACUAUUCUUCAUGGAAACUACAAAACCAUCAACGAGAAUCCUUAAAGGAACACGGAAGAUCUGUUCUCAAAUACUGGCCAAGAACAUCUAUUGAUGACUUCCAAGUAUGAAAACUUGUAAUGAAUUAUAAAUAUAUAUGUAUAUAUAGGAAUUUAGAAU
This is a messenger RNA of Hyphopichia burtonii NRRL Y-1933, 1216 nucleotides long. RefSeq names its product tRNA-specific adenosine deaminase. The transcript has a single exon. Gene Ontology annotation, biological process: tRNA wobble adenosine to inosine editing. NCBI's taxonomy places the organism in Eukaryota, Fungi, Ascomycota, Pichiomycetes, Serinales, Debaryomycetaceae. Gene Ontology annotation, molecular function: RNA binding; tRNA-specific adenosine-37 deaminase activity. The record is from RefSeq and is a predicted model, not a curated record. The coding region runs from base 1 to 1167 and encodes 388 amino acids.